Messenger RNA from Homalodisca vitripennis (glassy-winged sharpshooter), 1413 nucleotides. It is a transcript of the gene PIG-K, whose product is annotated as putative GPI-anchor transamidase. Gene Ontology annotation, cellular component: GPI-anchor transamidase complex. The record is from RefSeq and is a predicted model, not a curated record. Bases 227 to 1246 code for a protein of 339 amino acids. Gene Ontology annotation, biological process: protein localization to cell surface; proteolysis; attachment of GPI anchor to protein. Gene Ontology annotation, molecular function: GPI-anchor transamidase activity. The transcript is spliced from 8 exons. Lineage: Eukaryota; Metazoa; Arthropoda; Insecta; Hemiptera; Cicadellidae.
UUCUUUUGGUUUAAAUGGUUUUGUUUAUGAUUUACGAUUAUUUCUGUUCUGUCAUAGUGAUUGCUGAAUUACUUGCUAUGGUUAACUUUUAUAUUUGUGAAAACUGUACCUGAUAAAGUAAUAAUGUGUUACUAUCAAUAAAUUCGUUUAUAUUGUCCUGCCGAUUAUUUUAACACAGGCUAUUACAAGCAAAUACGAAUUCAAGAAAUAAGUGAAAAAUUGAAACAUGUACUGCAUUAAGGUUAUUCAUUUUAUUGGCAUUUUCAUGUUGCUAUACGUUCUUGAAAAUGAGGCUGCACACACCAACAACUGGGCAGUUUUAGUUGACACUUCUCGAUUCUGGUUCAACUACAGACAUGUUGCCAAUGUAUUGUCCAUAUAUCGCAGUGUAAAGAGACUAGGUAUUCCUGACAGCCAAAUAAUCUUGAUGGUGGCUGAUGAUAUGGCCUGCAAUCCCAGGAACCCUCGGCCUGCGACUGUGUUUAAUAAUGCCAAUCAACACAUCAAUGUGUACGGUGAUGAUGUUGAGGUUGACUACAGAGGCUAUGAGGUGACAGUUGAGAACUUUGUCCGCCUGUUGACUGGCCGCCUGCCACCCGACACACCACGCUCCAAGCAGUUGCUGACUGAUGAAGGCAGUAAUGUGCUGGUCUAUCUGACUGGUCAUGGUGGUGAUGGUUUCCUCAAGUUCCAAGACAAUGAGGAAGUGACCAGCCAGGAGCUGGCCGAUGCCUUGGAGCAGAUGUGGCAAAAGAGGAGAUAUCACGAGAUAUUUUUCAUGAUCGACACUUGUCAAGCAGCAUCAAUGUAUGAGAAAUUCUACUCACCAAACAUCCUUGCAGUUGCCAGUAGUCUAGUCGGAGAAGAUUCACUUUCGCACCAUGUAGACCCUGCUAUAGGAGUCUACAUCAUUGAUCGUUACACGUAUUACGCUCUUGCGUUCCUGGAAAGGGUGCAACCUGACAGUGCCCAGACAAUGGGAGAGUUUCUUGCAGUUUGUCCGAAGCGUGUUUGUAUUUCAACUGUAGGAGUGAGGAAGGAUUUGUUUGCUAGAGACCCACAUAAAGUGCCCAUCACUGACUUCUUUGGGGCCCUACGGCCCGUGGAGAUCAUCUCUUCUGACAGCUCCAUCAACUUGACCCUCCCAACUGACUUGAAGAGUGUCGAAGAACCUGAAAUACCAAAGAAAAAAUACGCUUAUGCUUCACAAUUUCCUACAAUAGUGAAACAGAAGAUUGAGCUGUAAAAGUGUAGAUACUGCAACUGAAUUUGUGUUCUUUCAUUAAUUUCAUUCAUUAUGUCCAUCAGAACUACUUACAUUUUUUAUAUCUGUGAUUUUGUACAAAAAAUAUAAUUGUAUUAUUAGUAUUUGUUAAUGCAGGAAUUAAACCAUUAUAACUUAAUCCUAACAUA